UGGUGCGCGACUCUCAUGCUUUCUGCUUUCUGUCAGAGAUAUACCUCCAACGAGAGAGUCUACUAUACUUCUAAAGUCCUUACUAGUUCUGCCUAGUUGAAGAAGAUACCAGGAACGCUGGAGCGAAAAAUUCUUUCGAGCCAACAUCGAUUCACGUGAAAGUACGUUUUUCUUCUGUACCAGCUUGUAACUUCUUAGCGUGGUUCACCACCAACUACUACUACAUAUUGAUACUUACAUUUAUUCUACUACUUGUUCUUCUUUUUGUCGUUGCUUGUCGCACUAAAUUGCUGUGAAGACGGACGAUCACAAAAAUACCGGGUUCAAAAGAUUCGACGUUGCAACGCGAAGCGUCCAAUACAUUACCACCUGCUAGGGACGCAAAGAGACCUUCUCCCUGCGACGACGAUAUGACAAUGUCGACCGGUGGCCAGCGAAAGCCUAUCAUUGGGGGCAACUGGAAGAGCAACCCAGCAACGGUCAAGGCCAUUGGAGAGCUGCUUGACAGCUUCAACUCAGCAGGCUUCGACGCAGAGAAGGUCGAUGUUGUUCUCGCUGCCACAGCUCUACACAUCCCUCUUGUCAAAGAAAAACUCGACGCGAAAUUCAAGGUAUAAGAAUUGGCCUUAGUCUCGCUGUAAUCCUCUUAAAAUCGAUAUCAUGCUUCUAUAGUUUCACACGAUUGUCGUUGCUUACUUGCGUAGGGUGACCGUAUGACUAAUUGUGACGAUGAAUUGUCAAUUUUGAUUUAGUGUUUACUUCUGGAUUCUCUGAGUUUCUAUCAGGUUGCAGCCCAGAACUGCAGCAAGGAAAAAGAGGGUGCGUUUACUGGUGAAAUUACUUGUGGUAUGAUUGCGGACUGUGGGCUGGAAUGGACCCUAGUCGGACACUCAGAACGACGACACAAAUACGGCGAGACUGAUGCCGACAUGGCCCUCAAGGUUGAGAAGGCUCUUGCCGCUGGUCUUAACGUGAUCAUGUGCAUUGGCGAACUUCUUGAGGAACGACAAGCAGAAAAAACAACGGACGUAGUGAUACUCUGUAGGCCGAAUAUCGAAGAAGAAGAACUCGUAGAUGAACUAGAAUUGUUAAUUGUCACCGGGUCGUGAAUUCGGCUUUCAUAACAGCGGGAGCAAGAACAAUGUUGUUAAUGGAUAUUUGGCACCCCAUAGCAAUAUGAAUAUUAUGAGAAAGAGAAAAUGGCCACCUCAAUAAACUUAGGUCUGUAAAACGCAGCUCUUGGCCAUUGCACCGAAAGUCAGUGACUGGUCUAAGGUUGUUAUCGCCUACGAACCUGUCUGGGCUAUCGGAACUGGUGUGGUUGCCACCCCGCAGCAGGCCCAGGACGCGCAUAAAGCAUGCAGGGAGGUAUGGCUAAUAGAUAGGAUGAAAGUGCUGAGUACAACAGUGUCGUCACAGCGAUAGGCUGUUCUUUUACCAGAGUAUUGUGUAGAUCACCGAACAACGAACUGUCGUACGCGUAGGCGAGGAGCAGAUGAAACGCCUGAACAUCCUGACCAUCAACAGAUUCUCGCGAGUGCGGUAUCCGCAGAGGUAGCUGCGUCAGUGCGAAUUCAGUAUGGCGGAAGCGUCACGCCAGACAAUUGCGCGGAGUUGAUGUCCUGCCCCGAUGUCGACGGCUUCCUAGUCGGCGGCGCUUCAUUGAAGCCGACCUUCAUGGACAUUGUUAAGACGGUCGAGAAAGGAGUGUAAACGUAAUCCUACUCAAUCAAUUUGACGUCCACCACGCCGUACAAAAGAUACAGACGAGAUUUGUCUGCUCAUCGAGUGACACUGAAAUCGGCCUUCGCCUUAGUUUUGUAACUGAGACAAGCAUGAUGGCUACGCCCGCCGGUCGUGCGAUCGGCUUCAUUUUCCUGGCAAUAUUGAUCUUUUUCUAGGUGUGAUGAACUCCAGUUCUCGUAUAAGUAGCGCUAGCUUUGUUCAUAGAAAUUUUUAUCCGGCGGCAACUUCAAGUCUUGAUUAGGUUAGAAAAGUUAGAUUUAGAAACCAGUAGAUACCUGCUGCCUUGAGGAUGGGUCAGCAUUUACGAUAUACAGAGCCACUUCAUGUAGUUUAUCUGAAGCAAGACUGGCAAGAACAAGGCACUCGAGCUUUGACAGUACAAAUCCAUUUUAUGUGUUCGUGUUUGCAAGAGGAACGUUGGCUACACAAAGACCUCGACCAUGGCUUCACGUGUUAUUCUGUCAUCGGUUGAGAUCAUUAAAAGUGUUCACGAUCGUGACCGUG
Messenger RNA from Amoebophrya sp. A25, 2250 nucleotides. Lineage: Eukaryota; Dinophyceae; Syndiniales; Amoebophryaceae. The record is from the annotation of a GenBank genome assembly.